AUGCAUGCCAACAUGGGACCCAUCACCCAGGCCAAGCCUGCAAUCGUGGACGAUGUCCUGAUCAUUGGCGGUGGUAUCUCCGGCAUCAACGCAGCAUGCCGUCUCACUGACACACUCCCUUCUCUCACCUACACCAUGCUCGAAGGCCGUUCGACUUUCGGCGGGACGUGGGAUCUGUUCAAAUACCCGGGCGUUCGAUCCGACUCGGACUUGCACACGUUUGGCUAUGCGUUCAAAGCGUGGCGUGGGCCUGCGAUUGCUCGCGCGCCCGAGAUCCUUGCCUACCUCAACGUGGUUGCCGAGCAGUACGCCAUCCGCUCGCGCACGCGUUUCGACACCAAGGCGACCCAUGCCAGUUGGGACAGCAACGACAAGUGUUGGACUGUGCAAACCCGACAUGCGCUGACUGGCGAGGUGCACGAGUACAGGGCGAGGUUCCUGCUCAGCUGCUGCGGAUACUACGACUACGACCAGCCGCUGCAGGCCGAGAUCCCGGGAAUUGACGGGUUCAAAGGGACGGUGGUGCAUCCGCAGUUCUGGACGUUGUCCGAGCACGAGUAUGCUGACAAGAGGGUGGCCAUCGUCGGCUCGGGUGCUACCGCCAUCACGUUGCUGCCGUCUCUGGCGCACAAGACCCGCCACGUCACGCUGGUGCAGCGCUCCCCCUCGUACGUCGUCGCCACCAACCCUGUUGAUCGAAUCGCAAACCUGCUGCAGCGUGUGUUGCCGGAAAGCUGGGCGUCGUUUGUGGUGCGCCAGAAAAACGUCGUGCGCAUUUAUGCGUUUUACCACCUGGGCCGAGCCUUCCCCACGCUGUUCCGCAGGAUGAUCACGCGCAGGGCUAAGAGCGAGCUUCCGGCGGGCAUUCCUGUCGAGCCGCACUUUACGCCCAGGUACGAGCCGUGGGACCAGCGCGUGACGCUGACCCCCAACGGCGACUUCUUCCAAGCACUGCGCGACGGUAAGGCUUCCAUCGCCACUGGCAACAUCCUCGCCGUCAACCACGACCACAUCGCCCUCGACACGGGCGAAACCAUCCGUGCCGACAUCAUCGUUACGGCCACAGGGCUCAAACUCCUCAUCGGCGGUGGCAUCCACCUCACCAUCAACGGCCAACGCAUCUCCACCGCCGACAGAUUCGUCUGGAGGGGCUGCAUGCUCGAAGGCAUUCCCAACUUCGCCUUCGCCAUGGGCUACACCAAUGCCAGUUGGACGCUCGGCUCCGACUGCACCGCUCAUUUCGUGCUUAGGCUGCUUUCGCACUUGGCCGCGACCAACCAGGAGGUGGUGACCCCAGAGGCAGUGGAGCGCGACCAGCUGGUCGAAGCGGGUCUGUUGGAUUUGUCGAGCACGUACAUUGCCAAAGCCAAGGGGUCAUUGCCGAAGACUGCGACAACGGGCCCGUGGAGGAGACGCACCAACUACUGGCGCGACAUGUGGGCUGCCAAACACGCCGCGUUUGAUCAGCUUGUGUUUGGGUGA
Messenger RNA from Sporisorium graminicola, 1482 nucleotides. RefSeq lists its product as uncharacterized. The coding region runs from base 1 to 1482 and encodes 493 amino acids. The transcript has a single exon. Gene Ontology annotation, molecular function: N,N-dimethylaniline monooxygenase activity; NADP binding; flavin adenine dinucleotide binding. The record is from RefSeq and is a predicted model, not a curated record. Lineage: Eukaryota; Fungi; Basidiomycota; Ustilaginomycetes; Ustilaginales; Ustilaginaceae.